AUGUCGCGAAGGCGUCACAAAAGAAUUUACGCGGAACGCGCGAAGAUAAAAGGUGCGUCGACCGCGCAUUUGCCGCGGCCACUAUCGAGACGCCACAAGGUCACUCGCGUUAGGCGAGGCGCGCGGCUCCUCCCGGGUGAAAUCGAUUCGAAAGAUUUUUACCUCGCAACUUUUAAUGGUCCUAUAUCUAGUAAAAAUGUCAAAGGAAUGAUUCGCCUUUACCUGUGCAUCGGCUGA
Leptosia nina is the source of this 237-nucleotide messenger RNA. Lineage: Eukaryota; Metazoa; Arthropoda; Insecta; Lepidoptera; Pieridae. The record is from the annotation of a GenBank genome assembly.